This is a messenger RNA of Seminavis robusta, 1032 nucleotides long. The record is from the annotation of a GenBank genome assembly. Lineage: Eukaryota; Bacillariophyta; Bacillariophyceae; Naviculales; Naviculaceae.
UGGCUCUGAGUGCAACAAGUGCUCACAAAAUCUAGUUCUCCUGACGAGCUAACAACUUGAAAACAAAUAACAAACAUGAAAUCAAAUACUGUUGUCUUGUUUCUGCCUCUGAUCGUGGCUGCUGUGAAAGCUGACGACCACCACUGCGAAAAGGAUGGAGUCAUUUAUCCUGUGGGGGCACGCAUUCAAAACUCAGAGUGGAGUGGAUGCGAGGGCGAUGACAAUCGAAUUGCCGUUACCGGCUUUGACAUUUGCAGUGGCGUCAAUUCCUCCCCAACUUGGCGUGGCGACGACGAUCGCCUCGAAUGCGCGGAUGAUGAGCACUGCGUCGUCACGAUGGAUGGUGAAGAAGGACGACAAGCACAAUGCCUGCCCGUGCCAAGAACCUGCGACAGGGAUGGUGUGACCUACAACAUAGGUGAUCGCAUUAGAGCUCAACAAGAGGAUCACUGUGCGGGCUACUAUGCGGCAGUGACAGCGUAUGAAGUUUGCACCGAUCUUGGAAACAACAAUGUAGAUUGGAGAGCUGACGACGACCUAGCAUCGUGUGGUAUCGGUAAGGUCUGCAACCAAGAGUCAGCCUCAUGUGUUGGUGUCCAAUGUGAGGACAAUGGCAUUAUUUACAAUUACGAUGAUAGAGUUGAUCUUCCUGCAUACUGUGAUGGAGACAUUGUUGCUGCCACCUACAAACAAUGUGAAGAAGUGAACGGUGUCGGGUCUUUUGAGAUUUACGAAGACCUUGGACAGACAUCGAACUGUGGCCAUAGUGGUGAGCAGUGUGUGGAGUAAGGAGGGGCGGCAGUUUGUGAGUUUGUACCACCGCCAACAUGUGAAAUGGAUGGCUCGGUGUACAACGUGGGUGACCGCAUAAGGGCCCCAGCAGAAGAUUUCUGCAAUGAUGGAUAUUCUGCGGUUAUUGUACAUCAAGUCUGUUACAACUUUGGAAACAAAGAUGCAGAUUGGGACUUUCAACAAGAAGAUGUUUUCUGUCGCGGGGGGACACUGUGCAAUGAGGACACCGCACAGUGUGAA